CCAAAUUGGUGGUACGGGAAAGAGAUCCCUCCUUUGCCCUAAGAAAGCCAAAAAGUCACCCAGAGGUGGGGCUAGCUUCCCCUCUGACAUCUGAGAUGGGCAGUCGUGUCACUGCCCCCGGAUAAAUAAGAGGAGCUCAGCCAGGGCAGAAGGACCACACGCUCCAGCCCUCCUCAGGACAACGUCUCAGCUCCCUGCUCAUCUCCCAGUCCCAAGCUCAACAUGUCUUUCUCCGCAGAUGAGGUUGCUGACUUCAAAGAGGCUUUCCUGCUCUUUGACAGGACAGGUAACAGCAAGAUCUCCUACGCCCAGGUUGCUGAUGUCAUGAGGGCUCUCGGCCAGAACCCCACAAAUGCUGAGGUCAAGAAAGUCUUGGGCAACCCAACUCCUGAGGAGAUGAACGCCAAACUGAUUGAGUUCGAUCAGUUCCUGCCCAUGCUGCAGGCUGUUGCCAACAACAAGGACCAGGGCAGCUUUGAGGACUUCGUUGAGGGUCUGCGUGUCUUUGACAAGGAAGGCAAUGGCACAGUCAUGGGUGCUGAGCUGCGUCACGUAUUGGCCACACUGGGUGAGAAGAUGAAGGAGGAAGAAGUAGAAGCUCUCCUGGCAGGACAGGAAGACUCCAACGGCUGCAUCAACUAUGAAGCUUUCGUGAAGCACAUCAUGUCCGUCUAGAUUCAUCUUAUCUUUUAAACACUGCCUUAGAAUGUCUCAGGAGAACUGGAGGCAUGGAAUCUGUACAAAGACCAGCAACUGGUCAUUACCAACUUUACGGAUAUGUACUGUAUAAAACACAUCAAUAUUUUUUAUUUUCCAUCAUUGGGACAUUUUUUUUCCCCACAAACCCUGUCGUUAUUUAAAGCAAAGACCACACAAGAGGGAUCACCCUGGUAAAGCCGGAGGAGAUUUCAAUCAAGCAGAUAUGUGUAACAUGCCAUGGAGCACUGUACAUCAAAAGACAUCGCAAUAAAAAUACCCUUUGCUAAAAUGGUGGCUACAAAGUCUCUCUUAAUUUAUCUGCCCUGGGUUUUGGGCCAAUAUACCAAAGAACACUGUGUCAUUCACUGGCAGAGACCACACUAGCCUAAGGUUUAGUGGGUUCCUCUGAUAGUAGGGUAGUUAAUUUAUUGUAUUUCUGUAUUCCAUACUGUCUAAACAAUAAAGUUUUA
This is a messenger RNA of Hyla sarda, 1169 nucleotides long. RefSeq names its product myosin light chain 1 (gene MYL1). The transcript is spliced from 7 exons. Gene Ontology annotation, cellular component: contractile muscle fiber; myosin II complex. Lineage: Eukaryota; Metazoa; Chordata; Amphibia; Anura; Hylidae. Bases 223 to 675 code for a protein of 150 amino acids. Gene Ontology annotation, molecular function: calcium ion binding. The record is from RefSeq and is a predicted model, not a curated record.